Messenger RNA from Setaria italica (foxtail millet), 2248 nucleotides. RefSeq names its product putative receptor-like protein kinase At4g00960. The transcript has 8 exons. The record is from RefSeq and is a predicted model, not a curated record. Gene Ontology annotation, biological process: protein phosphorylation. Gene Ontology annotation, molecular function: protein kinase activity; ATP binding. The coding region runs from base 147 to 1955 and encodes 602 amino acids. Lineage: Eukaryota; Viridiplantae; Streptophyta; Magnoliopsida; Poales; Poaceae. Gene Ontology annotation, cellular component: extracellular region.
UUCCAUCACUACUAGCCUGCCCCCACGGCCACGAAAUACCGUAAAGAAUCAGGGGCCAGACAGACCUGGCCCCCACGGCCACGGCGACUCCGUGGCCUCAUGCGAGGACAGCUAGCCUGCCAUAGAUAGCAGUUGGUCGGCACACCAUGCUGCCGUUCGCGGCCAUCGUGCUCGCCGGAGCGGCCAUCAUGACGACAACCUCCGUCGUCGACGCCCAGAACUCCGCAAAGGACUUCGUGGACCUCCAUAACGCGGCCCGAGCUGACGUCGGCGUCGCCCCUAUCGCGUGGAACAACACGGUGGCGGCCUACGCCCAAACGGUCGCGGCGGAACGGAGUGACAACUGCGCGCUCCUGCAUUCCAACGGCCCCUAUGGCGAGAACAUCUUCUGGGGCAGCGCGGGCGCGAACUGGACGGCCGCCGACGCCGUGGGCGCCUGGGUCGCGGAGAAGCAGUACUACAACUGCAACGACAACUCGUGCAGCGCCGGACAGUCUUGCGGGCACUACACCCAGGUGGUGUGGGCGAACAGCAUCAAGCUCGGGUGUGCCAUGGUGGUCUGCGACAGCCAACGUGGUAUGUUCAUCGUCUGCGAGUACGAGCCCAGAGGGAACGUGCUGGGUGUCCCACCAUACGCAACCUGCGGACAGUUCAACCGGUCAGAUAACGGGAAUGGCAAUAGCCCCAAGGUAAAUGGCAAUAGCACAAGUAGAAACAGCAGCAGCAACCCAAGCAAAAAUAAGAGUAAUACUCCGAUCCUGCAAAUUAUCCUUCCUGUGGUUACAGUUCUUGGCUUAAUAUCAGCUAUUUUGAUGAAUAUACGGAGAAGAUCAAGGCAAAAGAAGAGAAAACUCUCAUGUGCACCUAGUUCAGAGGAUAUUGAGGAACUUAAGUCAGUGCUGCUGGAUGUAUCCAUCAUCAGAGCAGCAACACAAAAUUUUGCCGAAGAAAAUAAACUGGGUGAAGGAGGCUUUGGGCAAGUCUACAAGGGUUUGAUGCCAGAUGGACAAGAAAUAGCUGUAAAGAGACUUGCUAGGGGUUCUAAGCAGGGCUUGCGUGAGCUAAAAAAUGAGCUGUUAUUAGUUGCCAAGCUCCAACACCGGAAUCUCGUGAAACUAAUUGGUGCCUGCCUGGAUGGAGACGAGAAGUUGCUUGUUUAUGAAUACGUUCCAAAUAAAAGCCUGGACACAUUAAUUUACGAUGAUGAAAAGCGUGACAAUAUGGCUAGGGACACAAGGUACAGGAUAAUUUGUGGCAUCGCUCGAGGCUUGGUAUAUCUACACGAUGAGUCCCGUGUGAAAGUAAUACACAGAGAUUUGAAGCCAAGCAAUAUUUUAUUAGAAAUGGAUAUGAAUCCAAAGAUAUCUGACUUCGGGUUGGCAAGUGUGUUCGAGAACGAUCACUCAAAGCAUAUCACAAGAAGAGUCGCUGGAACCUAUGGAUAUAUGGCACCUGAAUAUGCGGUUCUUGGACAUGUUUCUACCAAAUCAGAUGUCUUUAGCUUCGGAGUGAUUAUCCUGGAAAUUGUGACUGGAAGAAAAAACAGUGUCUCCUCGUCGGAAGCAACGAUGGCUCGGCAUCUAUUAAGCUAUGUAUGGGAAAAUUGGACCAAGGGAACAAUUACAGAGAUAGUUGAUCCAUCAUUGCGACGUAGUUGUGCUGAAAAUAUGGUUCUCAAGUGCACACACAUUGGGCUAUUAUGUGUCCAAGAAAAUCCAAGUGAUAGACCCAACAUGUCACGUGUGAUCCUAAUGCUCGUUGGAAGGUCUACUACCUUGCCGCCUCCUUCUAGGCCUGCAUUUCUCUUUAGGUUGGACGACGCAGAUCAAUCCAAUCAUAGGUUGGACGGCGUGGAUCAGUCCCAUUAUGAAGGUGCUCUUGACCUACAAGGACGCUCAAACAAAUCAAAUUUAUCACUCAAUAAGGUGACGAUCACAGAACUUGAACCAAGAUAGUCCCAAUUUUAUAUUAGCUACUAGAGUAGAAAAAGUUUGGAAGAAAAAAAUCAUUCGAGCAAGCAAAGUGUAUGCAUAUAUAGUAUAAACAUCUGCAAAUUGGAUAAAUUAUAGUACAGAUCGUUUAGUCUCGGACGCAAAUAUAGCUAGUGCAGGCAAGGCAUGAGACCGUCUCUGGACAUCCGGAGUGAGGAAGUUAAAAGGGAAUGCUGUUAUAUCUGUCAAAGAUUCUGCACGGCAGACUGCGGCGCGGUUAGCAAUCUCAAAACUUAAAAAAAAGAUUUUGCACGCAA